AUGGCCUUCAAGAACGGACUUAGUGAACGCCUCGAUGAGCUGCGAUUUCCAUCCCCGCGAUCCCCUACUUCAGAGUCCCCGUUUCCCGGAUACAAUUCAAUCUCGCCAGGCCAUUCAAACCUCGUGUCGGCCUUUUCGAGGCCCUCGGGUGAUGUCCGUGCCAACCUUCAACGUCGCUUCACUACAGACUCUAGCAAGCUCUCAUCCUGGAGUUAUUUGAACCAUGUUGGAAAUAACUCUCAGAUACAGGACCCCUUAGAUUUGUUGUCAUCGUUUGAAAAGAAGCGUCAGCACAUCGAGUAUAUGCGGGAGCAAAAGAGGAGGUUUGAAGAGGAUAUGAAGCUCCUAGACAAGGAGCAUGAGAAAGAGAGGUUAGAGAUGGACCGAAUUGCAAAGGAUCUUGCCAAAGCUGGCAUAUCUGGUCCCGUGAGUGAGCCCACGACUCCUCCUGAGUAUCGUGAAAACAGCUUCUCAGGUGGGUUCACUCGGCCUACACGCUUCUCAACCUCAUCUGUUACAUCAUCUCCCGGGUUCUUCAAUGUAUUCGCCCCAUCCCAGGCAACCACUCCGCAGGGCCAGGUGAAUCAAGCGUCUGCACAAACUCCUACAAACCGCUUCUCAGUGCAUUCUGUUCCCGGUUCUCGCAGAAACUCUGAGAAAGAGGAUUUUGGCCAAGAGCCUACAUCUCCUUUCCGCCCUGGACCUGCAAUCCAUCGCUAUUCAAUGCCAUCUGCUGGCUUUGGAUCUCAACUUCGUCCCAACAUUUCUGGCUUCAACAAUACGUCUGGGUUGGAGUCUUUCAACGCUCCUAAAUACCUGUUCCGUAACGAGGACGAUAGAGCAACUUUGAAGGAAGAAGAUCGGAUUCCAACUCCCGAUAUCAAAAGUUAUCUUAAGUUGACCGACCCUGACGACAAGUUUCCUACAUUGUCGCGCAGGGACGACUCAGGAUUGUUAUCUGCAAACUCAGAUGCUUUGGACUUGGCUAAUUCUCGCACCCCAAACCCCGAGACGUGGAAUUCUCAUAGCCGCCAUCGAUCUUCUCAUCAAAGCAUGCCCCAAAACGCUCUGAACAUGUUCCGGCUCGAGCAGCUUGGUAGUCCUACCAACGAGGGACAUUCUAACGUAUCCCGACACGCUGCUCGUCACUCUCUGGAGGCAAACCUUCUUUAUAGUGCUGAGGGAAACCAUGAAGGUAUGACUGCAACUUCUUCAAACCGUCCAAAUUCUCUACAGUCGUCGUACUCCACCAACGAUCUCCCUACUGUCAAGGGCGAUGCGUUCAACCCUGCCAUCACCCCGCCAAAGACCCACGCGGAACAAUUUCAGCAGCACAACGCCAAUAUGGGCCGAAUCCCUGCGAAUGGUGUUAAUCCCCGUCUGCAGAAGGAUUCACCUGAGCGUGAUGACCCAAGCAUGCAGGGAUCUCGGUCUCAGCCAACUGCUCUAAAGCCAAAUGCAACACCCUUUGGGCCUCAGCUCAGUUCUGGUGCUAAUACUAGCGCUAUUACUCCGGCUUCUUUGGCCACUUUUCAGCAGCCCUUUUACGGGUACGGCGUCCAGGGGUACAUGGGUAACACACUUCCAGUAAAUGGACAACUUCAGAACUACAAUCCUGGUGCUUCUUAUGGCGCAUUUCCUGCCUUUGGCAAUUACCGUCUUGCUGAGGGACCAGCAAAAGCUAUGGGAUCUCGCCGCAGUAAUGGUGAAGGAGAGUCAGCCCAGCUAUCUCGCUUUACUAACUUUCCAUUGGAGCACUAUCGGGGUGAGCUGUACAGCCUCUGUAAGGAUCAACAUGGGUGCAGAUACUUGCAGCGGAAACUCGAAGAGCGCAAUGCGGACCACGUCCAGAUGAUUUUUGACGAGACACACGUACAUGUUGUGGAGCUAAUGACCGACCCUUUCGGCAACUACUUGUGCCAGAAGUUGCUCGAGUACUCCAACGAUGAGCAACGCACAGCUCUAAUCAACAAUGCCGCACACCAGCUAGUCAAGAUUGCGCUGAACCAACAUGGCACUAGGGCUUUGCAGAAGAUGAUAGAAUUUAUCUCAACUUCCGAACAGACGCAAACUGUGAUUCAUGCUUUGGAGGACCACGUUGUGGAGUUAGUUCAGGACUUAAAUGGUAACCACGUGAUUCAGAAGUGCCUGAACCGCCUCUCUGCGGAGGAUGCUCAAUUCAUCUACGAUGCGGUGGGCGCUAACUGUGUUGUCGUCGGCACCCACCGUCAUGGAUGUUGCGUUCUUCAGCGAUGCAUUGAUCAUGCCUCUGGUGAGCAGAGGGCUCGUCUCAUCGCCCAGAUCACCUCCAAUGCCUUUGCGCUCGUCCAGGAUCCUUUUGGAAACUAUGUGGUGCAGUACAUUUUGGAUCUCGCCGAACCCCAUUUCACCGAACCUCUUUGUCAGACGUUCCGAGGGAAUAUCCCGGCUCUGUCCAAACAAAAGUUCAGCUCCAACGUAAUUGAGAAAUGUCUCCGCACUGCCGAUGGUCCAAUUCGAGGCCAGCUGAUCGAUGAGAUGCUCGCGGGCGCUGAGCUAGAGAAAAUGCUCCGAGACUCCUUCGCUAACUAUGUUGUGCAAACUGCUAUGGACUUCGCAGACAGCGAAACCCGAGCUCGGCUUGUCGAUUCGAUUAAACCAAUCUUGCCUUCUAUCCGUCAGACGCCCCAUGGCCGUCGUAUCGCCGGAAAGAUGAUGGCGGCUGAAGGCUCGGGGAGGGGAAGUGCUACAACUAGCGGACAGGUUACUCCGAACGAGAUGAAUUCGGCUCAGCUUCCUGGACCCUUGCAAGGUAACCAGAAGCCUUUCUUGUACCAACAUCCCUCCUUUCCCAUCAGUGGUGCCCAGUUCGGCCCCGGCUCUGCAACUAAUACUCCAUCGGGGGGACCGAGCGAAAACUCCGGGAUUUUCACUCCUGCGGUCCAACACCCCAAUGCUAAUCUAGGUGCCCAGGGUCAGCUCCCCUCAACAUUAGUUGUGCAUGGUAUAUCUGCCACAUGCAAAUCGACCGUAGUUCGCGCCGUUCUUUCCGCCCUCGAAGUCCCGCACGCCAUUGUCCGGAGCACAGAGUGCAUCACAGGCCGUCAUCUGUUAACAAAGAUACUAUGGGCAACUUUAGAAGCAUUAGGGAUACAGGAUGAGUGGGAGAAAUAUGGUAAAGGACGAUGUGAGCAUGUCAGUACGCUCGCCGUCCUUCUAAGCGAAUGUCUGGCAUCAAAAUCUGGCAAAGCGACUAAGUUCGUGCUUGUUUUGGAUGGGAUCGAUAAGCAGCGAGAGGCAUCACAGACCCUGUUAUCCGCGCUAGCAAGGCUAGGAGAAAUAAUCCCAUGUCUCUCGGUUGUUUUGGUCCUCAGCGCUACUCCACGACCACUCUUUUUGCAAGCCGCAGGUGUUCCGCACAUUAGCUUUCCCCCGUACACUCGCAACGAAGCGAUUGCCAUUAUCCUAAACUCACAACCGCCUACAGUUACUGGUCUCUCUGAUGAAGUGUCAUCCAACUUAUACCUCCAUUUUGUUUCAGCUAUCUAUGACUCCUUAGUUGGACCUACGGCUAGUUCGAUUCCUACCUUCCGGUCUAUCUGCGAGAAACUCUGGCCCCAGUUUAUGUCACCUAUCACAAACGGGGAGGCCCCUCCCGGGGGCAAUGAAGAAUGGGACUUUUCUCGACUCUUACUCAAGAACCGUGGUCUCUUUCGACACCAUGGAGAAGCGGCACUUGUGCAUCAUAUAGUCACCGAGGAGCCAACAUCUUUCGCGAAUGGUUCGGCAUCAAAGCCGACACCGUUAGCUGUGUCUGCCCCUUCACCCCUUCCCUCCUUACCAUAUCUCCCGACAUUGAUCCUAACAUCCGCGUACUUGGCCUCCCAUACCCCCCAAAGGCUGGAUACGAUCUUCUUCUCAAAAUUUUCAUCGUCCUCUUUAUCAGCGCGGAACAAGCGUGCCCAUCAUCGACGACGUCUAAAGCUCUUGUCAAAGGCGCAAGCGGAGGAUGCUCGAAAUGCCAGCAAUGAUCCCUCCACCCCCAGCAAAAGAGGCAAGAGACAAAAGACUCGCAUCACUAAGUCGACACUAGAAUCUGCUUUUGCCACUUCUUCUGCUACAACAUCAGCCGCUGGGGCCACCGGUAUCACCGGCCCAUCCACUAUUCUAACAGCCCGCCCAUUCCCCUUAGAGAGAUUAAUAGCCAUCUAUCACGCCAUUGAUCCCAACCCGCCGGCAAAUCCAAUACGUCAAGCGGCAGUCUCCGAUGCAAUAUACGCGGAACUUGCCACACUGCGUCGACUACGGCUUGUUGUUCCUGCUGCUGGUCGCGAAAGCGGCAGUCGCAUGGGACUAGGUUCAGGUGGGUUGAAUAGCGGAAACACCACAUCCGAUGCUGGUGAAAGAUGGUGUGUUAAUGUCUCCGGCGACUGGAUCGGGGAAUUGGCCAAGACAAUCGGUGUGGAAGUUGGUGAAUGGUUAGCAGGCGGCUUGGAUUAG
Aspergillus alliaceus is the source of this 4479-nucleotide messenger RNA. RefSeq lists its product as uncharacterized. Gene Ontology annotation, cellular component: cytoplasm. Gene Ontology annotation, molecular function: mRNA binding. The transcript has 7 exons. Lineage: Eukaryota; Fungi; Ascomycota; Eurotiomycetes; Eurotiales; Aspergillaceae. Gene Ontology annotation, biological process: post-transcriptional regulation of gene expression. The coding region runs from base 1 to 4479 and encodes 1492 amino acids. The record is from RefSeq and is a predicted model, not a curated record.